UAUUACUCUCUUUGCCAUAAAUAAUUCUGGUUUCAGAAAAGAUGGAUAUUUUGAAACCUAGUGUAGUGUGGGUCGGGGGGAGGUGCUACAGAAAGAAUAAUCAGGUUGAGUAUACUGUAAGAACUGGAUAUACUGGUGAGAAUGAGGAUGAAGAUGAUGAUCAUGAGUUUGUUAAUAAUCAAGGAGAUGAAGAGGAAAUUGAUCUCCAGCAUGUAGUUGAUGAAUUCUCUGGAGGGUUUAGAGCAUCUUUACAAGUAUCGUCAAAUUUUUUCCCUCUUAUUAUUGGGAAAGGAGGACAAAUUAAGAUCCGGCUUGAGAAGGAAACUGGAACCAGAAUUGUGAUCCCUCGGAAAGGUUUAGAAGGAGAUGUAGUUGUAUCUGGGACCCAGAGACAUGGAGUAGUUCGGUGCUGUAACAGAAUUGAUAAGAUGAUUAUGUCAUCCCGACAUAAACAGCCUUUUACCCAUUUUCUUUCUCUCCCGGUCAACUCCAACAAUCUUCAGCAAACUUUCAGCAAAUUCAAGAAAGAGGUAUUAGAUAACUGUUCUGGAUCCAGAGGUGUAGAAGAAUCAAUUUUUCAGACACGCUGCCACCACGCAAGUUACACACCUCUGGUAUCUGCUCCGGUCGAGAGAGUCCUCCUAGUCCUGCCCAGGCAAAGGUAACCCGGCCACUUCUAGGAUAGGA
Messenger RNA from Eurytemora carolleeae, 687 nucleotides. Its product is annotated as activating signal cointegrator 1 complex subunit 1. The transcript has 7 exons. NCBI's taxonomy places the organism in Eukaryota, Metazoa, Arthropoda, Copepoda, Calanoida, Temoridae. Gene Ontology annotation, cellular component: nucleus. The coding region runs from base 42 to 665 and encodes 207 amino acids. The record is from RefSeq and is a predicted model, not a curated record. Gene Ontology annotation, biological process: DNA alkylation repair; regulation of DNA-templated transcription. Gene Ontology annotation, molecular function: RNA binding.